UAAUUUCUGGAUGCCGAAUGGCACGAUCGAGGUAACUGUUAAGAAUCGGAAUGACCGCGCAAAUAUGAGUAAAAAACAAGGUGGUACGAACUUGCGCGUUGGGGUCAGAAGUCCACAACGUAAUAACGUGGUACUGGAAGCUUCUCCAAGUGCUGAAAUCGCUUCCUACGAUUACGAAGCUGUCACGAGUCCUUCGGAGUGCCGCGAUACAGAUCAUGACGACGAAAACGAAGUUGAAGUAACUCUCGUAAAAGACUGUCCUCAUCUAGGGAGGUGUGAAGUGACGUUGCAGGAUCUGGGAAAAGAGUCAAAUAAUCUGAAAACUUCGUUUGCACAAACGAUAGAAAAAUUGACGUCAGAUAGGGAAAGUAUUGGUGAUCCUAAGGAUCAAAAUGUGGCGAGAUCAACAUGUCGAACUACGGGCGAGUCGAAGACAGCGGCUGUGGACCUCAAGAAUUCGCCCGAGCGAGUAAUAAAUCAAAGAAGUGAUGCGAAAAAGCACGAACGAAUCCCCGCUAUCGCCCGACAUGAAAAAAGCAAGCAAAACCUUCAGAAAGUAAAAACGAACCUGAAGGAUUCACUCAAACGUAAAGUCGUAAAUUCGUCGGUUUUGGACGGCAAUAGAAACAGCAAAAUUCCAAGGUCUACUAAAAUUGCCGGGGCCACAACAAAAGUUUGCCCGAUUGCCCAACUUCCUUCGAAAAGAAACUCGAAAAAAUGCUUGCCUACCCGUCCAGUUUACAUUCCUCGACGAGGAGCAAAAAACAACUUCGUCAGCGUACCGAAAGAGGAUAUAUUGCGAAAAACUUACGAAAACUUAAGACACGUUCACCGCUUUCAAGCAUCCGGAGUCGAAGUCAAAUCCUCAGCGUUGAAAUUAUCUGGACAUUUAGUUGGUUUGCGAAAGGAACAAUUCGCCGAUACUAAGAUAGUAAAUAAAGCUUGCCUGGAACCUCCGAGGACAUUGGUCAUCGACGCGGGUGAUAAUUAUUCGCCGUCGUCAAAAAUAUCUUCCCAAAAACUAUUACCACUAAGAAAAGCCUGCCGCUCUUGCAACGAUCAGAGAGAAACUCUCAAUUUAAAACUGGGCGUACGCGAGGUUUUGCAGGAUCCAUGGAACGACGUAAGAAGUGCGCCAGAAACCCGAUCCCAAGUCGGAUGGCCAAAGACCCUGGAGAUGGAUCGAUUCCGCGAAUCCACGUCAGAGGAACUUGACCUGUCUUCGGACUCUUACAGUACCGACAGCAGUUUGAAACGGAGAAGGCAGAAAUAUUUUCAAGAAAAAAACUUUAGAACCAAAAAUUCAGCCGGUAGGUCAAACUCCCCGCGGAUCAAACCUCGUGCCAAAGUUCGUUUUUCCUUCUUGAACACCCUAUUUGAUAUCGUUUUUUGGCCGUUUCUUUUUCUUCGUACAAAUCGUUGAACACUAUUUUUUUAUCAUCUGCUGUCGCAGAAACCUAACUGGUAUAAUGGCAUGAUCAUCAACCGGUUGUGGUUGAGGUUCAUUUUAAUAAACAAUUAUUAUUGUUUCAAAUUUCGGAUAAGCGAAUACAAUGUUAUACAAUAUCGCGAAAU
Molecule: messenger RNA, 1575 nt
Organism: Athalia rosae (coleseed sawfly)
Lineage: Eukaryota; Metazoa; Arthropoda; Insecta; Hymenoptera; Athaliidae
Exons: 6
Coding region: 11-1423 (470 amino acids)
Source: RefSeq, a predicted model, not a curated record